AUGACUCCCUCCCAGCACAACCGCGACCCGCACGAGCCGGUGGCUAUCAUAGGCAUGGGAUGCCGAUGGCCGGGUGGAGUCCAUGACACAUCUCAGUUUUGGGAGUUCUUGCGCGACAAGACGAACGGCUGGAAGGAAUUCGACGGACCGCGCUUCUCAACACAGGGUUUCCAUCAUCCAAGCCCCGAUAGGCCAGGCUCCAUAUCCAUGAAAGGCGCAUUUCUCGCCAAAGAGGACGCCCGACUGUUUGACCACGCCUUUUUCGGCAUGACGGGCCUCGAAGUAGAGACAAUGGACCCGUCCCAGCGUAAGUUGCUCGAGGUGUCGUACGAAGCCAUAGAAAAUGCUGGAGAAACAUGGGACAGCGUCUCUGGGUCCCGCACCGGAGUGUUUGUCGGCAACUUUUGCUUGGAUCACUGGAUGAUCCAAUCGCGCGACUGGGAUAACCCAAGACCGUACGCCUUUACCGGUGCUGGCACCAGCAUCCUCGCCAACCGCAUCAGCUACAUCUUCAACCUUCAAGGGCCAAGCCUGACUGUUGACACGGCCUGUUCGUCGUCCAUGUAUGCUCUCCACCUGGCGGUCAACUCGAUCCGAGCCGGAGACUGCGAUGCCGCAAUUGUGGCAUCCGCCAACUGGAUUGCGGAUCCCGGCGUCCAGAUAGCCCUCGACAAACUCGGCGCGCUUUCUGCGUCGUCGCGGUGUCACACCUUUGAUGCCAGAGCUGAGGGCUACGCUAGAGGAGAAGGGUACGGGGCCAUCUACCUGAAGAGGCCAUCGCUAGCCGUCGCCGACAGCUCGCCCAUCCGCGCAAUCAUCCGGGGGACCGCCAUCAACUCCAACGGCCGGACGGGCGGUAUCACCCGGCCAAGCGCCCGUGGCCAGGAGAUGGUCAUCCGGGAAGCCUACCGCAGCGCCGGCGACCUCCCCUUCCGCGACACCAGCUACUUCGAGUGCCACGGGACGGGCACCUACGUCGGUGAUCCGAUUGAGGUGGCCGCCCUGGGGAGGGUGUUCGCCCCCGAGAGAUCCGCCGACGACCCUCUUCUCGUCGGCUCUGUCAAGAGCAACGUGGGCCACGGUGAAGGCGCCAGCGCUCUGGCGUCCAUAAUGAAAGUGGUGCUAUCUCUCGAGAACGGCGCCAUUGCCCCCUUGUUCGACCUUCAGACACGAAACCCCAACAUCGAUUUCCAAGGCGCCAACGUUCUGCCGGUAACAGAGGUCACCCCAUGGCCCAAGGACCGGCCCCAAAGAGCCAGCAUCAACUCGUUUGGAUACGGUGGCGCCAACGCUCACUGCAUCAUCGAGCAUGUCAGCAUCGUGCUGCCCGAUUAUGUAGCCCCUGGCGUCUAUCAGCGCAAGGCCAACGGUCAUACCAACGGCCACACCAACGGUUACACCAACGGAACUCACCAGGGAGAGCCAAGGGAACCUCUUUUGGGCAUCCAAAGACCAACUUUGGCUGCCUCACCCAACGCAGCCACACGCCAGCUCGUACUCUUGCCGCUCUCGGCCCACACGGAACGUUCUUUCGAGUCGAACCUCGCCGCCUUAUCGCGGGUCAUCGACAAGGUCCCUCUGGCAAACGUCGCGUACACCCUCGGUUCCAGGCGCUCGAGGUUCGCCCAACGGUCGUUCCGCGUCGUGGACAGGGACAGCAUCGCCCAGGGACUCGCGACGCCUCAGAAGAUUGUGCGGGCGCCUCUGCAGACCGCCAACCUAGGCUUCAUCUUCACCGGCCAGGGAGCGCAGUGGCACGGCAUGGGCCGCGAGCUGUUUGAGUUUCGUGUCUUCCGAACAGCCAUCGAGGACCUCGACCGCGUCCUCGGCUCUCUCGCGAACCCCCCCUCGUGGUCCCUGCUAAGCAUCCUCUCCGGGGACUGCGAAGACGUCGCGCUGGUCCAAACCGCCGAAAUAUCCCAGGCCGUGUGCACCGCCGCGCAGAUUGGUCUGGUCGACCUCCUUGCCUCGUGGUCCAUCAGGCCUUCCGGUGUUGCUGGGCAUUCGUCCGGAGAGAUAGCAGCGGCAUACGCUGCUGGCCGCAUCACGGCGGCCGAGGCCAUUGUGGCUGCAUACCUCCGUGGCCAGGCGGUCGCGAAGAACAGCCAAAAGGGCGCAAUGCUGGCCGUGGGUCUUGGAGUCGAGCAGGUGUCACCGUACCUCGACAGCAGAGAAGACGAAGUCAAAGUCGCAGCUAUCAACUCCCCAGGCAGCGUAACUUUAUCCGGCGAACCGGCCGCCAUCAAGGACAUCUCUGCAGCCAUGACGGCGGACGGCGUCUUCAACCGUCAACUGCAGACCGGCGGCAAUGCCUACCACUCACACCACAUGCUGCCAAUCGGACGGGAGUACUCGGAGAUGCUCGCCAAGGGACUCGAAAGCGUCCAAGACGUCGGGCCGGACUCUGCAAGGAGGCGGCGCUACGAACCUACCCUGUGGAUAUCGUCAGUGACACCUGCCAAGAGCACCACCGAGUUCGGCGAUGCGGCAUCGUACUGGAGAGCCAACCUGGAGUCUCCGGUCCUCUUUUCAGAGGCAGUUACGAGGCUCGUGAGCAGAGAAGACGUGCCCAUCAACGUACUUGUGGAGAUUGGCCCUCACCCGGCGUUGAAGACACCCUUGGAGCAGAUCCUAAAGGAUGCCGGCAAGACCGUCUCGUACGCGUCGACGUUGAAGCGACAGGAGGACGGUCGCCGCUCGGUACUGCAGUGCGUCGGUACUCUGUUUUGUCUCAACGCAAGCGUCGACCUUGCUGCUGUUAAUGCCGUCGACAUCGCAGAUGGGACACGGUUGGAACACGGCCAUGUCAGCUCCGACCUUCCACCAUACCAAUACACCUACGGGGGACUGAACUACCACGAGAGCCGUGCCAGCAAAGAGUACCGCCAUCGGUCCAUCCUCAGGCACGAUCUGCUGGGUUCCAAAGUUGUCGGCAACGCCAAACUGCGGCCCCAAUGGCGGAACAUACUCCGUAUGAAAGACGUUCCGUGGCUGGGUGAUCAUCGCCUUGUGCCAGAUGCUGUGCUGCCAGCGGCAGCGUAUGUGGCCAUGGCAGUAGAAGCUGCUUUACGCGCCCAUGCUGAGUCCGGCAGGACUUCAGGCGUUGAGGGGCUCUCGCUUCGUAACAUGGAUAUUAAGAAGAGCUUGGUCAUCCCGGAAGACGACUACGGCGUCGAGAUCCUGACGAGCAUGGAGCUGGUUGACGAGUCCCCGUCCCAACCCCCGGCAUGGGCGACCUUCUCAAUCAGCUCUGUGAAGCGCGAUACGGACGAAUGGACGGAGCAUAGCACCGGCCGCAUCAAGAUCCAUCACGCCAAGGCCGACAAGCACAUCGUCGACAAGCAUCAAGUCCAUCACGCCUCGCGCGCCGUGGAUGCCCAAGUCUGGUACAACAAGUUCCUCGACAUCGGCCUCGGCUACGGCCCGGUCUUUCAACCACUGUCCGACAUCCGCGUCGACCCGGUCUCCGGCGCCACCGUGGCGACCAUUGACCUCCAGCCAUCUUCUUCCUCUUCUUCUCUGGCGGGAGGUGAAUCACGAUAUCCAGUCCACCCGGCGUCCCUGGACGGGGCCAUCCAGCUGGGGCUGAUUGCCUGCCACAAAGGCCGGCCGGACGAGGCCAGCACGGCCUUCCUGCCGGUCCAAAUCCCCCGGCUUUACAUCUCGAACGCCAUCGCGCAAGACGUGUGCACUGUCACUGCGCGUGGGACGAGGCGGGGGAUCCGCAGCGCCCACCUCGACCUGCAGAUGCUCGGCCCCGACGGCGAGGUCCUCGUCAGCGUGGAGAAGCUGCGCUGCGUCAGCUACUCCAGCGAGGCGAGGCCUGCGGGCGCCGACGACGACGACACGGCUUUCAGUAGCCCGUUCACGCGGCUCGUCUGGAGGCCCGAUAUCCGCAUGCUCACAAACCGACAGGCCCGUCAGUUGUACCCGCCGCCCGAACAAAACGUGCAGAGGGCGCCUCUCUGGGGAAUCACGAACAGGGUGGCUCACCUGGUCAUCCUCAGCAUAUACGAAAGCUUUGGGAAGCUGGUGGGAGACGUGCCCAAGCCUUCCGGCGACGUCGGCCACUUCUUCGACUGGGUCAAGAGGAAGGCCCAGAACGACGACUCAGACGCGAUGAGGGAGGCCAGGGGGCUGGCGGCGGCGGUGGUCGACGGCGGCCUCCCGGACAAGAUUGACGAGCUAGUCGGCCAGGCCGGCGACGUCGUGGAGGUCCAGAUCGCGAAGCUCCUUCACGACCACGCGGCCGACAUCCUGUUCGAGCGCCGGACCGGCAUGGAUGUCAUCAUCGGCGCGGGCCUUCUGACGCCUCUCUAUCAGAGCGGCCUACUAAUGACGGGCAUCUACCCGCAAUUGUCGCACGUUCUGGAGGGCCUCGCCCACGCGAGCCCGAACGCGCGCGUCUUGGAGAUCGGGGGCGGCACCGGCGGCGCAACGCGCAUCGCCAUGAAGGCCUUCGCCGGCCCCAACGGCGUCAAGGCCUACAGAGACUACACGUUCACCGACAUCUCUGCCGGGUUCCUCUCGUCGGCGCGCGAGUCCCUGGCCGGGUUCCACGACAUGCACUUCUCGGUGCUGGACGUCGAGGCGGACCCCCUGGGGCAGGGAUACCAAGCGCAGGCGUACGACCUCGUCAUCGCGUGCCAGGUCCUCCACGCCACAUCCAAUAUGCACAGAACGCUGUCGCACUGCCGCCGCCUUCUCCGGCCGGGCGGCAAGCUUGUACUGGUGGAGACGAACCGCAACUUCACCGUGCCCGGCAUCGUCGUGGGCACUUUUACGGGCUACUGGGCUGGAAUCCCCGACGGCCGCGUGGAUGCCCCGUUCCAGAGCCUGGCCGCCUGGGAGUCCUCCUUGAGAGACGCAGGCUUCUCGGGCCUCGACUUGGUGCUGGAUGAUUUUCCGGAGCCGCACAACACCACUUCAGUCAUGGUAUCUACGGUCCUAGCAGAGCCGAGGGCGCCACCGCCGCCUCCUCCGUCUGCCGCGGUUCACCUGCUCCACGGCAGCAGCGGGGAGUCAUUGACGCGGCACAUUGCCGACGAGCUGGAGCGUUGGGCAUUCGAGGUGACGACCGGCCCGCUCGACGCAGCCCCCGACUCCGUCACGCCGGGAUCCCGCGUGGUGGCCCUGUGCGACGACGAGCAUCUCCUGGUCGACGGAGCCGGCGAUCAGGGCUUGCGCGUGUUUCAGCACCUUUCAAGGACCGCCUCGAGCAUGCUCGUUGUUACGAGCUGUGGUGCCGCCAGAGGGCGCAACGCGGACGGCGCUCUGCUCCCCGGCCUGCUGCGCGUCCUCCAGAACGAGAACCCCGCGAGCCGAUACGCGUCGGUGGACGUGGACGCGGACGACUUUAACAUGGAUGCUACCGAGACUGCAGACCUCGCCCGCCAGAUUGCUCAGCUGCUAGAUGACGGGCUCGGUCACGCCGGGCGCCCAGCGGCGAAAGACGACGGGGAGACGGAGACGGGUCCGGAUCUGGACCGUGAGUUCGCCUGGCAGGACGGCUGCCUGUGGGUGAGCCGCCACAUACCCGACGGGGGUUUCCAUUCACAACACGGCCUUGACGGCCGUAAGAUGAAGCCGGAGCUGCUCCCGCUCGCUACCCACGACGGGGGCGUCCGCGCCGCGUUCGAGACGCCCGGGGUGCCCGGCUCGCUGUACUUUAGGCCGUACAACGAGCUCCACCGGCCGAUCCCGCCGGGAUAUAUAGACGUCACCGUCGAGGCCGUCGGCGUAAGCGACAGGGACAUUGACACGUGGACGGGCCGCCGGGACGGAGACCACUUCUCGUCCGAGUACGCGGGCGUUGUCACCUCCGUUUCCGGCCACGGCCCCACUUCUGAUCCCGACUCCGAGGGCGCGGGGUCCACCCACGGCUUCCGGGUCGGCGACCGCGUCUACGGCCUGGGCAAAGGGCAGCUCGGCAAUCGUACGCGCGUCCCGGCCGCCUUCGCCUGCAGGCUCGCGCAGGGCCACGAUGCCAUGGGGGCAGCCUCAAUGCCCCUGGCGUACGCGACGGCGGUGUACGCCCUGGAGCACGUUGCCCAUCUGCGAAAGGGCACGUCGGUGCUCGUCCAGGCGGGCGCCGGCGACGCGGCGACGGCAUCCAUUAUCCUGGCGAGGGCCAAGGGAGCCGACGUGUUUGUCGCCGCCGAAACGCCCGAGCAGGUAAGCUUUCUCGUCGACAACCUGGUCGUUCCGGCUUCACACGUCAUCGAGGGGCACGGCUUAGACCGGCUCCGGCAGGUCGCACAAAAGACUCGCAGAGGCGGAUUCGACGCCGUCAUCUGCACUUCUAGCUACGGCAGCGACGUUCCUUCCGCAUUGUUGGAGGUGCUGGCGCCCCUGGGACGGCUCAUCGACGUCGGAGGCCGGGGGGCCGACUCGCAGACGCUGGAAUUGCUUCCGCCCAUGGCAACCUACUCCGUGAUCGACGCCCUCGCCAUUUUCGACGCGGACCCGGCUCUCGGCGCAGAGCUCAUGGAGAGCGUAGGCGACUACCACCGGAAAGGACUCAUCGGGCCUCUCCCGGGGAUCACCACGGUCGACGUCGGCCGCCUGCCCUCAGCGCUGCGCGACGCGGCCGACAAGGCGCCGGGAAAGCUCGUCGUCUGCUUCCAGGAUCCUGGGAGCCUCGUCCGGAUGGUCACGCCGGCGCCGGCCGCCAGGCUAGACCCGGAGGCCUGCUACGUCGUCACCGGAGCCUUGGGCGGCGUGGGGCAGUCGCUGGUCGGAUGGAUGGCCGACCGGGGCGCGAGGCACCUGGCGCUCCUCUCUCGACGCGCGGCUUCGAGCGUGCCCGGGGCUGCAGAGCUCAUCUCGUCGCUCACCGGCCGCGGCGUCCAGGUUGAGUGCUUUGCCUGCGACGUCAGCAACAAGGGGGACGUGGCCGACGUCAUGCAACGCGUCUCGUCACGCCGGCCCGUCAGGGGCGUCGUUCACGCCGCCGUCUCGUACCUCGACCUCAGCUUCGACAAGGUCGAGGCCGCGCGGUGGCGCGAAGGCCUGGCAGCCAAGGUUCAGGGCACCAGGAAUUUGCACGAGGCCACGCUGGCGAUGCCCCUCGACUUCUUUGUCAUGACCACCUCGGCCCUCUCACUCUAUGGAUUCGCGACGCAGGGCGCGUACACGGCCGCCAACAGCUUCCAGGAUGCCUUCGCGCGCUACCGUCGACGGCUCGGCCUCCCCGCGUCGACUGUGUCUUUCGGCCUCAUCAGAGAGGCCACGGCCGUGGGCACCGACGCGACGACGAUCGACCUAUUCGAGCGCAACCGGGCGGCGACGCUGAGCGAGUCCCAGUUUCUGACGCUCCUCGGGCCCGCGUUUCUCGACAACCAGACCUCACAUGCCGCGGACCCGGCUCAGUGGCCUGGCCGGCAGCAAGACCCCCUCUCGUGCGCGAACCUGCACACGUACCUCGACCCGCGUGCAAUGGCCAGAAGAAGGAGCAAGGCCUCUUCGUCUGCGGUGGCACCGCGCUGGCACGGCGACGCGCGCGCCUCGCUGAUGAUGCGCGCCGCGCGCGACUGCCAGCAGCUCUCCGACCAGCUCGAAGGCUCCCCCGGCGAAGCGUCGCUCAGCACCACAGCGCUCCUGCGGGCCGAGUUGGCGGCGGCCGUCGCGGAGGGGGCGGCCGGACGGCCCUCCGCCGUCGCUCUCGCGCAGGGCGCCAUCGUCAAGGCGGUCGCCGAGAUGCUGUUUGUCGACGCCGAGAGCAUCGACCCGGCUAAGUCGGUCGCGGACCUGGGCGUCGACAGUCUGAUUGCAGCCGAGCUGCGCAACUGGUUCCUGCAGGCGCUCGGGGCCAACAUCAGUAUGCUGGACCUGCUCGACCCGGCCGUGGGCAUCAGCAAGCGGGCUACCGACAUCGUCGAUGGGGCAUUGUCACAGUCUUUGAAGGCAUGA
This is a messenger RNA of Colletotrichum gloeosporioides, 7911 nucleotides long. RefSeq names its product Prosolanapyrone synthase. Lineage: Eukaryota; Fungi; Ascomycota; Sordariomycetes; Glomerellales; Glomerellaceae. Gene Ontology annotation, biological process: secondary metabolite biosynthetic process; fatty acid biosynthetic process. The coding region runs from base 1 to 7911 and encodes 2636 amino acids. The transcript is spliced from 4 exons. The record is from RefSeq and is a predicted model, not a curated record. Gene Ontology annotation, molecular function: oxidoreductase activity; 3-oxoacyl-[acyl-carrier-protein] synthase activity; fatty acid synthase activity.